GACGGGAAUUGCGACGAGAUUGGAGACACUUGGCGAGGUAACAAAUGGGCUCACUUCGGCUCACGCGCCUCUCCCCCCGGGCGCCGUCGCUCGCUCGCGCGCUCGCUCCCCGAGCUGCUGCGCGGGCUCCGUCACCACAACACACUUUGGCACGUUGGCUCGCUCGCUCUCUGUAGCGCUGGAGCCAGCAGUCAAGAUGCAGCAGCAAGAACGACUCUCCUCCGACCCGCUGGCAGACGCGCCGUGUCCGUCGAGGCGCUGGAUGACGCGCGGCCACUCCUAUGAGGAGCGGAGCGCUUGGAACCCCAAGUACUGUGUGCUCGCUGACUGCCAGAUGCUGCUGCUGAACGAGGAGGAGGUGGAGCGGCGCCCUGCGUCAUGCAAAGUCCAUCUUCUGCGACGCACCAUCAGCGUUCCGGUAGAAACGCAGUUCCCAGAAUUCCACAGCCAGCUGUCCACACAGAGCGAGUCGCCUCCGGACAGGACGGGGCGCCGCCGCAGCGUGCCAGGCAGCUCCUUGGAGAAGACCACGCCCACCAUGGAGGCCGCGCCCCCCGCCACCGCCGCCACGCCUUUCAAAGUCACCGUGAGUACUGGCUUCCUGAGUCGACGGCUAAAGGGCUCCAUUAAACGCACAAAGAGCCAGCCCAAGCUGGACCGCAACUCCAGCUUCAGGCACAUCCUCCCCGGCUUCAGGAGCGUCGACAACGACAGAUCUCAUCUGAUGCCAAGGCUGAAGGAGUCUCGUUCCCAUGAGUCAUUGCUCAGCCCCAGUAACGCCGUGGAAGCUCUGGACCUAAGUAUGGAGGACGAGGUUAUCAUCAAGCCUGUUCACAGCAGCAUCCUCGGGCAGGACUACUGCUUUGAGGUCACCACCUCCACGGGAACCAAGUGUUUUUCUUGCCGCUCGUCAGCCGAGAGAGACAAAUGGAUGGAGAAUCUGAGACGGGCAGUGCAGCCCAACAAGGACAACAGUCGACGGGUGGAGAACCUGCUGAGGCUGUGGAUCAUCGAGGCCAAGGACCUGCCGGCCAAGAAGAAGUACUUUUGCGAGCUGUGCCUGGACGACGCGCUCUACGCCCGCACCACCUGCAAACUCAAGACCGACAACGUGUUUUGGGGGGAGCACUUCGAAUUCAACAACCUGCCCGCCGUCAAGAACGUCACGGCGCACCUCUACAAAGACACCGACAAGAAGAAAAAGAAAGACAAAAACAAUUACAUCGGACUCGUCAACAUCUCCGUGGCGGCGGUUACCGGGCGCCAGUUUGUGGAGAAAUGGUAUCCAGUCAGCACGCCCACCCCCCCGAAGGGCAAGGCGGCCGGGCCCAUGAUUAGAAUCAAGGCCCGCUAUCAGAGCAUGAGCAUCCUUCCCAUGGAGAUGUACAAGGAGUUCGCAGAGUACACCACCAAUAACUACAUGCUGCUGUGCUCCGUGCUGGAGCCUGGGAUUAGCGUCAAGAACAAAGAGGAGAUGGCGUGUGCACUCGUCCACAUUCUGCAGAGCACCGGCAAGGCCAAGGACUUCCUCACAGACUUGAUGAUGUCAGAGGUGGACCGCUGCGGGGAGAACGAGCAUCUCAUCUUCAGAGAAAACACGCUAGCCACAAAGGCCAUAGAGGAAUACCUCAAACUGGUGGGACAGAAGUACCUGCAGGACGCCCUCGGAGAGUUCAUCAAGGCGCUGUAUGAGUCGGAUGAGAACUGUGAGGUGGACCCAUCCAAGUGUUCAUCAGGUGACUUACCAGAACACCAGGGUAACCUGAAGAUGUGCUGUGAGUUGGCCUUCUGCAAAAUCAUCGAAUCAUACUGCGUCUUCCCCCGGGAGCUGAAGGAAGUGUUCGCCUCGUGGCGGCAGGAAUGCAGUAACCGAGGCCGACCCGACAUCAGCGAGCGCCUGAUCAGCGCCUCCCUCUUCCUGCGCUUCCUCUGCCCGGCCGUCAUGUCGCCCUCGCUCUUCAACCUGAUGCAGGAGUACCCCGACGACCGCACGGCGCGCACGCUCACGCUGAUCGCCAAAGUCACCCAGAACCUGGCCAACUUCACCAAGUUCGGGAACAAGGAGGAGUACAUGUCGUUCAUGAACCAGUUCCUGGAGCACGAGUGGACCAACAUGCAGCGCUUCCUGCUGGAGAUCUCCAACCCGGAGACGAUCUCCAACACGGCCGGGUUCGAAGGGUACAUCGACCUCGGCAGGGAACUCUCCACCCUGCACUCCCUCCUCUCUGAGGUGGUGUCGCAGAUGGACCAGACCGCCGCCUCCAAGCUGGGCCCUCUGCCCAGGAUCCUGCGGGAGGUGAACGCGGCCCUGUCCAACCCCUCCAGUGUCCAGAUGACACCCGGCCAGUCCUCGGAGCCCAUGGGGUCGCCUCCCGCCGAGGCCGGCUGCAGCAUCUCCACCGGCCUGCAGAAGAUGGUCAUCGACAGCGACAUUUUGGUUGACUUUACUCGACUGCCCUCCCCCACCCCAGAAAAUAAGGACCUUUUCUUUGUGACAAGAGGCUCUGGGAUCCAGCCCUCCCCUGCUCGCAGCUCUAGUUACUCUGAGACCAAUGAGCCCGACCUGGUGAUGGCCAAUGGCAGCAAGAGUCUGUCCAUGGUGGACCUCCAGGACCCCCGCAGUCUGGAAGGCGGCCCAGGUCCCUGUGGCUCGGAUGGUCUGGUUGAAGGUACUAGUUCUGGCGUAGGCUGGUCGGCCAGAGUUCCACAGGGCAGCAUCCCUGGAGGCCCCACCCUCAGGAGACCAGGCCAAGGCCCUCUGUCCCCCGGCGCGGAAAGCACCCCGGGCCGGCCCGCCCAGCUGCUCGCCCCCCUGUCCUUCCAGAACCCGGUCUACCAGAUGGCGGCGUGUCUGCCCGUGUCCCCACGCGGGAUGACGGACUCGGGCUCAGAGUGCCACAGCUCGGUCAGUUCCCAUAGCAACAACGAGGACGGCCCAGCGGGAGGGAAGCACGCCUUCCUGAACCACGGGGGAGGCGGCGGGGGAGGGGGAGGGAGCAGCGGGGACGAGUACACCCGGCGCUCGGGGGACUUCAACCGGCGGCAGCUCUCGCUCACGGAGACCCAGCACCAGCCGGCCGUCCCCCGGCAGAACAGCGCCGGCCCGCAGCGGCGGAUAGACCAGCCGCCGCCGCCGCCCCAGAGCGUCACCCGGGGCCGCACGCCCCCGAACCUGCUCAACAGCGCCGCCUACCCCCGGCCCUCCUCCGGCAGCAUGAUGACGUCGUCGCCCGACUGGCCCGGCAGCGGCGCGCGCCUGCGGCAGCAGUCGUCCUCCUCCAAAGGUGACAGUCCUGAGACCAAGCAGAGGGCCCACCACAAACAGGCCCCCUCCCCAGUGAACCCCAGUGCGCUGGACCGCACUGCAGCGUGGCUAUUGAAUAUGAAUGUGCAGUAUUUAGACCAUGAAGGGAUGGAGCCCGAGUCACUGAGAAACAGAGAGGAUCUGACAGAGGUGGAGAAGUACCAGCAGGAGAUUGCUCUGCUGCAGGAGAAGCUGCGGGCGUCGGUGCAGAAGCUGGAGGAGUACGAGGCGCGACUGAAGGGUCAGGAUGAGCAGGCUCAGAAGGUGCUGAUGGAGUACCAGGCCCGGCUGGAGGAGUCGGAGGAGCGCCUGCGCAGGCAGCAGGAGGACAAGGACCUGCAGAUGAAGGGCAUCAUCAGCAGGUUAAUGUCAGUGGAGGAGGAGCUGAAGAAGGACCACUCAGACAUGCAGGCCGUGGUCGACUCCAAACAGAAGAUCAUCGACGCCCAGGAGAAGCGCAUAGCGUCGCUGGACGCGGCCAACGCCCGCCUGAUGAGCGCCCUCACCCAGCUGAAGGAGCGCUACAGCAUGCAGAGCCGCAACGGCAUAUCGCCCACCAACCCCACCAAGCUGCAGAUCACAGAGAACGGGGAGUUCCGCAACAGCAGCAACUGUUAGACGGGCGUCAGCCGCGCGAACGCGAGGACGUUUCCACCGACUGGCGGCGGCGGCGGCCCCUCGGAUCGGGGGAGACAGCCGGCGGGGGCAGGACUUCAGCUUGACGGACACAUCACCAGACGGCCUCCGUCGCGAGGGGGCGGCGCAGAGCGUGUACAUAUGAAACUCACCGCCGUCCGUCCGUCGAAGACUUUUAAGUCGCUGGGAUAGUUCAAGACCCUGUCAGCGCUCGGGACAAACCACUAUAUAACUACACGUCGCGGUGACCGCCAGACACGGUCGCCGUGGCAACCCUCCUCUCCUCUCCACUUGCUCGCUCUUCUCCUCCCUCCAGACAACGAAGUGGACCCACAACAACCUGCGUUAAGGAUUACGGCUUUAGCUGCUCUGAGAGGAUUACUUCCCCAUGCUUUAUUUGAAGUCAUUGUUUAUAAUGAACCAAAUAGGAGCUUAAACAUUUGAUAUUUUCAGUUCAAAACCUCUUCCUUGUCCUAGGUGUGUUCCUAAGCGACCCCCCCCCCCCCUCCCAUCCCUACGUAGUGCACUUUGAGAGAAUCUAUUGGUACAAAAAGCGCCUUAAGUAAGGAACACACCUCGACUUCAGCUCCCUCAAAAAGGCACAACUCAUCUUAUACUGUGGAUUUGUAAAGGAUAGCAAAAUAACUCAAUGUAAUAUGAACACAAAGUAAAAGAGUUCUAUGUGAUACUAUAUCCAUGAAAUUUAUGAUAGAUGUAUGCAUUUCUUUUUUUCUUCUAUAGAGUAUACACACAUACCUAUAUUUGAUAAUGUAAUGUAAAAGCAGCCCUUUAUGUAGGAGUCAGAUAUUUUAUUUUUCUUCUUGCGAUGAAAGACUGUGGUGUGUAGCUUGCUUUCGGGCCCUGGAGGAGAAACCCACCCGGAGCAGCGACGAGCACCAUCGCCUCCGUCAUACUCCAAACCUGCACCAUGAUCAGCCCUUUAAAACACGCACGCCACCACAGUAGUUCAACCGACUGCAGCGUAGCUUGCACAACUUGCACGGUCAAGUAAUUGGUUCGGCUCCUGAUGCUCGGCGCUGUUCCUUCAGACAUGGAUCGGCCGGGUCCGCGUUGGGUUUGAUUGAGUUGUGAGCCACGGGUGGUUUUCUCGCUCGAGUAGCACAAGAGCUGUUGAGAGGCGUGUUUCGACACAUGCACUCAGACUAUACACUGGACUGGUGAGCCAUUGUUAUUAUGGAGUCCUGAGUUCAAGCAUUUCCUCUCCUAAAUACUGUCAGUGAUAAUGAAGUAUGCUGCAUCCAAACUGUGACUCUUAGUGGCAUCUCUCAUCUCUCGCCCCCCCGUCUCCGCCUCGUCUCCUGAAUGUGAAGUUGCUGCGUCGUCCUAGGUCUUAAGACGCGUCGGGCCCCGCCGCGCCGCCAUCUUGUUGCUCCGCCCCCAAUUUCAAGCAUCUGUAUUUUUGUAUAUUUUUGUAUUCAUUUUUCUAACUUGUAACAAAAUAUAUUCAUCAAGCGUACGGCUCAGCGUGCUUCAUCCACGCUGUGAAGCCAGUGUCUGUCAGUAUCACCAUUUGUUUUUGUUUUUUUGUGUUGCCAAAUGGAGGAUGAUGAUAUUUUUAAGUGGCUUGCUGAAGACAUAUACAGUAAAUAUAUGAUAACUGAGUGUAUCAAGAGGCUGGACGGCCUGGGAAUGUGUACAUAAAAUGCUCACACUAUUUUUACCUAAUGUCAACAGAGCUUUUGUAAAUGUAUCUUGUGCUCAAACUCUGCUGUAUCAUUAUGGAUAUUGUAAAUACCAAAUAGCUCAGUCAGUUAUAUGUCCUCAUUGGGUAGAACUACGCAAUUAAAUUAACUUCUCAGUGUU
Betta splendens (Siamese fighting fish) is the source of this 5764-nucleotide messenger RNA. It is a transcript of the gene dab2ipb, whose product is annotated as DAB2 interacting protein b. The transcript has 18 exons. The record is from RefSeq and is a predicted model, not a curated record. NCBI's taxonomy places the organism in Eukaryota, Metazoa, Chordata, Actinopteri, Anabantiformes, Osphronemidae. The coding region runs from base 197 to 3922 and encodes 1241 amino acids. Gene Ontology annotation, biological process: regulation of GTPase activity.